AUGGGGUGGCUGCUACGAAAGAUUCCCCACCCCCCGCCACCUUCUCCUCACUCAGCGCUACCCCAGGAGGGCGCGCCGCCCUGUGGCCCCGGGCUCGCCGGGAUCCUCCCACAGACGUCAGUGGGAGAGGAGAAGAAGGAGGAGAAGGUGGACUACCUCAACCUCCUCUGCCCCGUGCCCUUCGAGGAGAUCCAGCGCGAGGCUCUCAUGUCUUUGAAGCCUAAACUUUUUGAAGGAUUGAGGUUUGACUUCACAAAAGGGUUGAAUCAAAAGUUUUCUCUUAGCAACAGGUAAGAUCAUUACAUAUGGGCAGACCCAGGGCUAGAGGCUCCCACAUGAGUGUGGCCUGGGGAAGGGAUAAACUGAACCAAGUCUCCCCCCGCAAUUGCGGAGAGGCUGCUUCGAACCCGUGACCUGGUGAUUCAGUGAGACAGCUCUCACCACUGCACCAGGCCUGCCCACUAAGAUCAUU
Messenger RNA from Zea mays, 472 nucleotides. RefSeq names its product mitochondrial import receptor subunit TOM40-1-like. The transcript is spliced from 3 exons. The record is from RefSeq and is a predicted model, not a curated record. Gene Ontology annotation, molecular function: transmembrane protein transporter activity. Bases 1 to 294 code for a protein of 97 amino acids. Lineage: Eukaryota; Viridiplantae; Streptophyta; Magnoliopsida; Poales; Poaceae. Gene Ontology annotation, biological process: protein import into mitochondrial matrix. Gene Ontology annotation, cellular component: mitochondrial outer membrane.